Molecule: messenger RNA, 711 nt
Organism: Nicotiana tabacum (common tobacco)
Lineage: Eukaryota; Viridiplantae; Streptophyta; Magnoliopsida; Solanales; Solanaceae
Source: RefSeq, a predicted model, not a curated record
AUGUGGGUGCAAUGGAUACAUGUGUACUACAAGAAACAGAAUUCACUGUGGAGCAUUGAGCCAAAGCAAGCUUCUUGGAUGGUACAGAAGAUUCUGAAAGCCAAACAAUAUUUUGAGGAAGUUGGUUAUACAGAGGAGGAUGUAGAGGGAAUAAGAAGCUUCUCCAUUAAGACUAUGUAUGUGAAGAUUCGAGGUGAAUUUGCUAGAGUGCCAUGGAGGAAACUGGUGUACAACAAUGCUGGAUUGCCAAAAUGGAUCUUUACAGUAUUCCUAGCUGCACAUCGAAGGCUACUGACUAAAGACAGAUUGAGGGGAUGGGGUUAUGUGGAAGAUGCAACCUGUUCAUUAUGUAACAAUGAGGAGGAAACCACUGAUCACUUGUUCUUUAGCUGUCCUUAUUCUUCAAGAGUAUGGAUAGCAAUGCUGCGAUGGCAAGGGAUUCAUAGGCAAGCAAUGACAUGGACUAAUGAAAUUGAGUGGGCAGAAAGAUAUUAUAAGGAUAGGAGCACAACAGCUGAGCUGUAUAAACUCAUUCUGGCAGAUAGUCUGUACUAUAUAUGGCAAGAGAGGAAUGGCAGAAUUUUCAAAGGUGAACAACGAUCAGAAGCAGUGCUAAGCAAAGUAAUAACACAAGAUGUGCAUGGUCGAGGAGCUAGUAAACAGCGACUACAACGAAGAUUGAUAGAACUUAACUACUAUCCUAAUGUAUAG